Molecule: messenger RNA, 2589 nt
Organism: Colletotrichum spaethianum
Lineage: Eukaryota; Fungi; Ascomycota; Sordariomycetes; Glomerellales; Glomerellaceae
Exons: 2
Coding region: 1-2589 (862 amino acids)
Molecular function (GO): transmembrane monodehydroascorbate reductase activity
Source: RefSeq, a predicted model, not a curated record
AUGGCGCCGGCAGAUGGGUACUCGGCGCCGGGCGUCGCUUCGUACGACUCCAACACGAUGACAGUCGGCGACGGCACCUGGGACUUUGAGAAGAACACUUUUCUGCUGCCCAACUUAGUCGGCCUCAACUUUGAGACAAUGCAGUACAAUGGCAUGGGCAACCGCUUCUCGACUGUCGCUCAGUACCAUACUCUAGUACUCGCCCACGGCGUUAUGGCCGCUAUCAUCUUCCUCCUGAUCGUUCCGGUAUCCGUGUUCACAGCCCGCUUCUACACGGCGAAGCCCGGUUACGCGAUACCCUACCACGCUCAACUGAAUAUCCUUGCCGUGCUUAUGCUCAUUGCCGUCUUUGUCUUGGGCUGGUUUGCAGUAGGCCCCGAACGAAGUUGGACUAACCCGCACCACGCCAUCGGCAUAGCGAUCUUCGUCAUGUUCCUACUCCAGAUUAUCGGCGGCCGACUUGUGCGACACAUCCGUGGACGCUCGAUCCGCAAGAUGUUUCAUCGCUGGAGCGGGAGACUUAUUGCGUUGCUCGGCAUCAUCCAGGUCCCUCUCGGCCUGACGCUCUAUGGCUCUCCCAAGUGGACCUUCAUUAUCUACUCCCUUUGGGUGGCUUUCCUGUUGCUCGUCUACUUCAUCCUUAGUUAUCGUGCCGAGGGCGCUGAUCGUGGUCGCGAUGUCUAUGUCAGUGGAGGCCGCUCUGAGGGCCCGAGCGGCGUUACCGAUUCAGAGUACUACAGCGAUGUAUACACCGAGAAGUCCAAGGGCCGCAAAUGGUUGGCGCCUCUCGCGGCUGGUGCUACUCUCGCAGCGCUGUUUAGCCGCAAGAAGUCCAAGGAAAAGGAGAAGGAGCUCAGUCGGGAAAGAUCGAAGUCAAGGAGCCGCAGCCGCGGACCAGAGGUCAUCGGUUCCAGGCGGGGCUCAGCAAGUUAUCUUACCUCCAGAAGGGGCUCAGAUACCUACCUCGAAGACGAAAAGUUCACCGAAGUGGACUCCCGACGGGAUGGCAAGAAGUCUGGUGGCGGUUUCAUGACGAAGCUGUUUGGCGUUGGCGCAGCCAUUGGCGCCGGCAAGCUGGUUUCCAACCUCAUGAAGCGAAAGGAGAAACGGACGUACGAUGAAGAAUACUCCGCGGUAUCAGCAGAGACCCCAAGGCGACGCCCAAGCCGGAGCUACCCUGCUACCAGUGAAUACACUGAUUACACCGACUGGACCGAGGAUACCCCGCCACCUAGACGUGGACCACGCGAUGGUUCCAUCCUACCACCCCCUGGAGGGCCAACAGCCGCAGCCGCAGCUCUUAGUGCUGCCGAACCACGAACCAACCGACCCCCACAUGCAAGAACACGAUCGCAGUACAGCUUCGAGGACUCGGAAUACUCAUCGUAUGUCAGCCCGUCUAGACGGAGAGACGACCCACCCACCGGCCCCGCAGGUGGGGCCGGAAAGGGCAUCCUGGCCGGCUUGGGCCUGGGAUGGUUCGCUAAGAAGCUGGCCGACCGAAGGUCUAAACGCGCAGAGGAGCAGAGACUCCGAGAUGAAGAAGAAAUGAGAUCAGGAAUUACUGGUUCAAGGUACACGGGAGACGGCUUCUCAUCUCCGUCACGAGACCGGAGGGGCUCCCGCCGUGCCAGUGGACGGCGUCCGAGACCGCCCAUGUCGGCUUUGAGUACCGAGAUCACCCAGCUAACUGAAUCUUCCGAGUUGGAGCCGAGACCUCCGGGCGCAGGCUACGGAGGGCCACCAAUGCCACCCCUAUCUGCUGGACCUCCACCACCUAUGACGCCCACCGGACCUGGUGGGCCCUCUAUCUACCCUGUCGGGCACUCCCAAACAACAUCAAGACAUGAUGUUAUAGACUCUGUCAGCAUGCCGUCAAUGCCUCCCGACCCAGCAGGCAUACUCCACCGUGAGUCUGAGAGCGAAGUCUACAUGUCACCUAGCGGACGACCUCGUCGACGAGACUCGUCCAAGCGCAGGAGAGCCGGAGAAGAGGCGGCGGCUGCAGCAGUCGCGUCGGCUAGUGCGCUCGCAGCGGCAGAGGACCGGCGCCGCGCCCACUCUGAGCGCUCGCAGCCUGUGAGCGUCAAAGUCAGAGUUCACGAUGACAAGGACAGAAACAUCACGCUGCGGAGGUUGACGGAAGAGGAGGCCGCCGCCAACAGGCGCGGCGAAAGCAGGAGGAGGCGCGGCUCACUAAGCAGUUUAUCCGGAAUCGAAGUGGGUAGCGGCCGAAGAUACCGCCGCGACUCAAGCCAGAGACGAGCCGAAUCAGCGGCGGAGCACGCGGCCGAAGCUGGAGAUCCCCUGCCGCCGCCGAAUCCCGCAUUUGCCGCGGGCAGGAAACCAAAGGACUCGGCGUACUACUCCGGAGGCCCACCAGUCCAAUCGACGCCGAUGGCCGGUCCCACGGUCUCUAGCAUAGGCAGCGAGAACACUCAUGGUACCUGGAGCCAAAUGAGCCCCUCGCCCAGCGCACCGCAGACUAACCCUGUUGGGUCCGCAGCAGCUGAUAACCGGAGGAGGAGGAGACAGGAGCGCAGGCGGAGCAGCGCGAGCCGACCGACGGGGGCGGACAUGUUCGAUUAA